This is a messenger RNA of Pestalotiopsis fici W106-1, 1401 nucleotides long. RefSeq names its product RuvB-like helicase 2. The record is from RefSeq and is a predicted model, not a curated record. Gene Ontology annotation, biological process: regulation of transcription by RNA polymerase II; chromatin remodeling; box C/D snoRNP assembly. Gene Ontology annotation, molecular function: ATP hydrolysis activity; DNA helicase activity; ATP binding. The transcript has 2 exons. Lineage: Eukaryota; Fungi; Ascomycota; Sordariomycetes; Amphisphaeriales; Sporocadaceae. Gene Ontology annotation, cellular component: Ino80 complex; NuA4 histone acetyltransferase complex; Swr1 complex. Bases 1 to 1401 code for a protein of 466 amino acids.
AUGACCGUCUCCGAGACAAAAGACCUGCGCGGUCUCAACCUCAUCGCGGCGCACUCCCACAUCCGCGGUUUGGGCGUCGAUGCCGACACGUUAGAACCUCGCUCGAACUCGCAAGGUCUUGUCGGUCAAGAAAAGGCUCGAAAGGCAGCUGCCGUAAUUCUUGAGAUGAUCAAGGUCGGAAAGAUUGCAGGCAGAGCAGUAUUGAUUGCCGGGCCGCCUAGCACAGGAAAGACCGCCAUUGCCAUGGGCAUGGCCCAAUCGCUUGGACCCGACGUUCCCUUUACUUCGCUCGCAUCGUCCGAGAUCUUCUCCCUCGAAAUGUCCAAGACCGAGGCCCUGACACAGGCAUUUCGCAAGUCGAUCGGCGUGCGAAUCAAGGAGGAGUCGGAAAUCAUGGAGGGCGAGGUUGUCGAGAUCCAGAUCGACCGCAGCGUCACGGGCGGUGCCAAGCAAGGCAAGCUUACCAUCAAGACCACUGACAUGGAGGCCGUGUACGACAUGGGCGCCAAGAUGAUUGACGCCAUGACCAAGGAGCGCGUCAUGGCCGGUGACAUUAUCAGCAUCGACAAGAGCAGCGGCAAGAUCACCAAGCUUGGCCGCAGCUACGCCCGCAGCAGAGACUAUGACGCCAUGGGCGCCGACACCAAAUUCCUGCAGUGCCCGGAUGGCGAGCUGCAGAAGCGUAAGGAGGUGGUGCACACAGUCACGCUACACGAGAUCGAUGUCAUCAACUCCCGGACACAAGGCUUCCUUGCCCUCUUCAGCGGCGACACUGGCGAGAUCCGCAGCGAGAUUCGAGACCAGAUCGACACCAAGGUCGCCGAGUGGAAGGAGGAGGGUAAGGCAGAGAUUGUUCCCGGAGUCCUCUUUAUUGAUGAGGUACACAUGCUCGAUAUUGAGUGCUUUAGCUACGUCAACCGUGCACUCGAGGUUGACCUGGCUCCCAUUGUCAUCAUGGCCAGCAACAGAGGCAACACCAAGAUCCGCGGCACCGAUUACCGCAGCCCGCACGGCCUGCCCCUCGACUUCCUCGACCGAGUUGUCAUUAUUCAGACCAUGGCCUAUGGCUCUGAAGACAUCAGCAAGAUCCUGUCCAUCCGUGCACAAGAAGAGGAGGUUGAGGCCACGCCCGAUGCUCUGGCACUGUUGACCAAGAUUGGCCAGGAAGCUGGCUUGCGGUAUGCUAGCAACCUGAUUACCACCUCGCAGCUCGUGGCAAAGAAGCGAAAGGCAGCAAAGGUCGACGUGGCCGAUGUGCAACGCAGUUUCUCACUGUUUUACGACCCUAACAGAAGCGUCAGUUUCGUCACGGCCUCGGAGAAGAGGCUGAUUGGCAACGACGGAGUGGUGGACUUUACGGUUACAAACGGACAUGGUGAGGCAAUGGACACCACCACCUAA